AUGGGUUCUAACACUCAGGCUCACCGGCAGCUUGACGCCAGCCGAUUAGAAUUCCACCUGACAUCCACUUCCAGGCUGGUUCCAAAGCCUGGAUCCGCUGAACUUUGGGCACAGAAUGUGGCGACUGAUCACAUGGUCACUUGUCGCUGGACAGUGGAUGGCGGUUGGGACGCCCCAGCACUGAAGCCAUUCGGAGACUUGACGAUUUCCCCUCUUGCAUCAUGCCUUCACUAUGCCACCCAAUGCUUCGAGGGCAUGAAAGUCUAUCGCGGGUUCGACAAUCGCGUCAGACUCUUCAGACCGGAUCGCAAUGCAAAGCGCUUGGUCACAAGCGCAAAGAGAGUUUCGCUACCAGAAUUUGAUCCUGAGCAGCUUGUCGAGUUGAUCAAAGCUUUAGUCCGAGUUGAUGCUAAUAAAUGGCUACCAGAGCCCGGGAACUUUCGCUAUAUUAGACCUGCGUUGAUCGGGACUGGAUCUCAAUUAGGCGUUCAAAUUCCAAAAGAAGCCGCAUUAAUGAUAACCAUGGUUUGUUGGCCUGACUUCUCGUCGGAGUCCCCUCCAGGACAAGAACCAAGGUCAGAUCUGCGUCUGAUCACCUCUAAGAAUGAUACCAUCAGGGCGUGGCCUGGUGGCUUCGGCUAUGCCAAGGUCGGUGCCAACUAUGGACCUAGCUUCGCGUCUCAUUGCGAGGCACAGCGAGCUGGCUAUGAUCAGAUUCUAUGGCUUUUCGGUCAAGAUGGCGAGGUGACGGAAGCGGGUGCUAGCAACUUCUUUGCGGUUGUGAAGGAUGCACAGACUUCAAAACCUGUGCUAAUGACAGCACCCUUGACAGGAAAAGUUAUUCUCGAUGGAGUGACUAGAAGAUCCGUCUUGGACUUGGUAAAGAGUCGACUCAACGGGGAAAUUGAGGUGAGGGAAGUUAAAUUUACCGCAAAUGAUCUCGUCGAUGCUUGGAGAGACGGCCUUCUCCUCGAGGCAUUCGUCUCUGGAACUGCGUUCUUUAUCAAACGUGUAUCGACCAUCCGAUUUGGUGAUCAAAACAUCGAUCUGCCACAGCACCAAGGGGACAAGGCCGAGUUCGGCACGUUAAUAAAGGGGUGGCUGCAUGAUAUUAUGUUUGGGGCUGAAGAUAAUGAAUGGGGUGUUGUCGUUGACAUAGAUGAAUGA
Messenger RNA from Fusarium sp. VM40, 1167 nucleotides. NCBI's taxonomy places the organism in Eukaryota, Fungi, Ascomycota, Sordariomycetes, Hypocreales, Nectriaceae. The record is from the annotation of a GenBank genome assembly.